Molecule: messenger RNA, 1992 nt
Organism: Beta vulgaris subsp. vulgaris (sugar beet)
Lineage: Eukaryota; Viridiplantae; Streptophyta; Magnoliopsida; Caryophyllales; Amaranthaceae
Product: NEDD8-specific protease 1
Exons: 2
Coding region: 1022-1807 (261 amino acids)
Biological process (GO): proteolysis
Molecular function (GO): cysteine-type peptidase activity; deNEDDylase activity
Source: RefSeq, a predicted model, not a curated record
UAGUGUCCAAAAAAGAAAUGGACACUUUAUUAAGGGACGGAGGGAGUACUUGUUAAUAACAUAUUAGCAUAUCAUUCAAAGGUUUUUUAAUCUUAUAAAAAGUAGAUUUCUCAAAAAAAAAAAAAAAAUAAAGAAAAUAAUGGUAACUCAACAACAUAUAGAACGAUAUACAUUAUACAAUCUCCUUGUCUACAAAGUUGAAAAAUUUGAUGGAAUUUGCAGAGCAUAAGAGUAAAAGAAAUAAAAACACCAUCAGUGAUGAUAGCGCUGGUUGAAGAGGGACUUUAAAUUCCUCCGCGGCGAAUUUGAGAACGUCCCUGAAAGAUGCGGCUUUUCUACGGAGGUGAGGAACCAAAGCCCAAAACCCAACAGAAAAGUGAGAAACUAAAAAAUGGUGAGGAAAAAAUUAAGAUAAAGAAGAUUGAGAAAGCAUAUGAAAGAUGAAGAUUCGAGCCGAUGCCGUUCCUUCUUAUGAACGGUUGAUAAUCUGAUUUGUGAAUUGUUUUUAUUUAUGGAAGAGAAUAUGGUAUAAUAGAGAAAGCAAAAAGACUUAACGGUUGAGAUUCUGGGUAACUGUGUUGGGGGAGUUGGGGUGGUUGUGUUUUUAGAGUGAAUUACAGUUAUGUUGUGCGACGUGAUUUUGUAAAAAAAAAAAAAAUUCAAUUUAUAUUAUUAGAUGUAAUUUGUUGUAUUUAAUGAGGGUAAAAUGUGAUUUCUAUUAUUUUGGUAUCCCCUAUCUUCCCAUAUAGAAUAGAGAUUUAACCCCACCCUCACCCUCACCCUCACCACCACCCUGGCACCCUCACCACACACGAAAAUUCUGCCUCAUCAUCGUCUUCGUCAUCGUCAUCGUCAUCGUUGUCUGCAUCAGUUUCGCGAGCCGAGGGUGGUGACGCCGACGACCCUCCUCCGCUUCGUCCGACUCGCCGACCCUAAAUCCUCCUCUUACUUCUCGUUCGACGCGCCAUCUUGUCUGCAUCGUCGUCGGCAUCUGCUCGUCGCCGGGAGCGUAGACCACGACAUGGAAGACAAAGAGGUCUUGAAGUACAAGGAUGUUGUUUUGCGAGCUUCAGAUCUGGAAACUUUACGAGAAUCUUGCUUCCUCAACGACCAAAUCAUUGCAUUCUACUUCAGCUAUCUGUUCUCUUCCAUCAAAACUGAUGAUAUGCUGCUUGUUACUCCUUCCGUAUCUGUCUGGCUUGCUAAUUGCCACGAUGACAAGUUCGUUGAAGAGUUCGCUCAGUCUUGCAAACUGUCAAGCAAGAGACUGGUCCUUUUCUCUGUAAAUGACACCGAUGAUUUUGCUGGGGAUGACAGUGGAAGCCAUUGGAGCAUCCUGGUCUAUGAUAGGACCAAAAAUUCAUUUCUGCAUUUUGAUAGUAUGGAGGGAACGAAUAACUUCCACGCCAUGAAGCUGUACGAUGUCCUCAAGGAAUACAUGGGGCCAGGUGGUCAAGUUUCAAGGCCACACACCUCAUCAUCUUCACUAAAGAAACAGAGGAAUAAGAAGAAAAGCGUGCAGUCUGUAUCCAAACCUCUUGGAGGCACAACACCUGAAUCCAUCGCUGCUGCCGAACCUGCUGUUUUGCCUAUGUUCACAGAAUGCAAGACCCCUCAGCAAUCAAAUGGAUAUGAUUGUGGUCUGUAUGUGUUAGCUAUUGCUAGGGCAAUCUGUCAAUGCUGCUCACUUGGAAAUAUCAAGAGUGACGUGCUUUCAGCAAUAGAAAAUAAUGUUGAUGAUUCUGUGGAGUUUAAAAUGCGAAGUGAGGUGCUAGAGAUCAUACAGGAGUUGACCAACGACAUUUGACAGGUCAAAACCAACAUUGAUGUGGGGUUUUUUUUUUUUUGGUAGAUAGAGAGGUUCUAACUUUGUAUAGUUACAAGGUAUGGAAUACAUGACCUUUGAAAUGAAAGGUGAGAGGUUAAUCAUUGAUCCAACAUAACAUCAUUAUUUAGUAUUUCAAAAUAAAAUAUAUUAAUGUUCUGUAAUUA